UUCGCGGGAGACCCCAGGGCGGGGAGACCGAGGAGCAGGAGAACAGCUUUGGCGUCCCAGCUCCACGCGUUGCAACUCUGAUGUGCUUGUGGUGUUCUGGAGCUGCAGCCAUGGGCUCGUUCUACCGUGGCGUGAGGCGUGUGGGGCCGUCCGACUUCCAAGCCGAGCUGGCGUGCAUGGCACGCGCGCGGUGCGACAGCGAGGGGUCUGCUGUGGACGAGGGAGACCUGGAGGCCGUGGAGGUGCUCAUGUCUAUCGGCCGCCCUCGGGGGUCGGGCAGAGGCAGUGCGCGGCCUCUCACCCCUGGCUCCGACUGCUCCAUGGAGGUGGAGGAAGUGGCUCUCAAUCCGGAGCGUGUGGGGCAGCCGUCUGUGUGGAUGACGCCACCGUACAGCCCCGUCAGCUUUGAGGGAGCCCCGGCAGUGCAGCCGCCCUCCAACUGCACGCCGUCGGCCCCUGCCACCGUCAUGAGUAACUCGGGCAGUGGCAGCCUCCUUCUGACGAGUGCUGUCAUGGGCGACGUACGGCCUGCCACCAUGCACAUCACUGCCCUGCAGGGCCAUGCCCACUCCUCCAUUAGCCACGCCUACACACCAGUCACCCACGCCCAGCACACGAUUGUUCAUGCCCACCACAAUGUUCAUCACAGCUACCAGACAUUUGGCCACAACCACCAGACUGUAAGCCACGCCUGCCAGAGUGUGGCCCACCAGACAUUUGGCCACACCCAACAGCCGGUUAUCCACACCCACAAGAGUGUUAACCAUACCCAACAGACGAGCCACACUGACCAUCCAGUGGGUCAAGCUCACCAGACUGCAAGCCACACUCACCAGUCGACAAAGAACCAUGUGCCUAGCAGCCUGGAGAGCCUCCUUGGCGAGCCAUGCCAGCCCAUCCAACAGUCUCCCUCAACCCGCCCAGUGGCCAUGGCGACGAGUGUUAUCCGGCACACGGCUGACACCAUCAUGCACACUGUGGCCCAUCCCAACGAGCGCCGUGCCGACACGGCCCCAGCGCCGGCAGAAUGCACGCCCACAUCCUCGGCAAUCUGUCCGACCAUCACACGCGGGCACACGGCAGCGCCGCGCACGCACUCCCCUAGCUUUUCCACCACUCCCGUUUCUGUCCUGCCAUCCUCGUCAUCCGUGUCAUCGACGGUGGUGGCAACGGCAACACCAGUCCCAGCCAAGCGUCCUGGCCGUGGACAGCAGGCGGUCGUGCCUAUCGCUCCGAGCGCACAGCCCGCGUCCAUCCUGCCGGCACCCGUGCUGAUGAUGCGCACGCCGUCCACACAGCAGCCGUUGGUGCUCAUGGGCAGCCUGGUGUCGCAGGCCGGCACGCUGAUGGUGGUGCUUCCUCCGCAAGCCGGGCAGCAGCAGCUGGUGGCAACGAGACGCUCGCCGCCACCUACUCGGCUGUCACCGCUGGCACCGGCCCCGUCGUCUCUCUGUGCCCCCGGCACGCAGCCGCCGGCGCCGGUGUUGCCGGAGCUGGCGCGCAGGCGGACGCACGUUUGCUCGCACCAGGGGUGCGGGAAGACCUACUUCAAGAGUUCGCACCUGAAGGCGCACCUGCGUACACAUACAGGUGAGAAGCCUUUCCGCUGCUCGUGGGAGGGUUGCGAGCGUCGCUUUGCACGCUCGGACGAGCUGUCGCGCCACCGGCGUGCGCACACCGGGGAGAAGCGCUUCGCCUGCCCGGCGUGUGCACGCCGCUUCCUGCGCAGCGACCACCUGGCCAAGCACGCACGGCGGCACGCGGCGCCAGCGAACCGCGCCGCGCCGGGUUGGCAGCUUGAGGUCCGGCGGCUCGGGGGAUCUGUGCCAGCACCGACGACGGGACGCGUUCGCGUGCUGGGGCCCGCUGCGCCACCCGUGUGAUGUGCGAUUCCCUCGCCACACUUAUCUCUUAUCCCCCUCUCUGUCCCUCUUUUAUUUUCUGCACUCACCGAUCUCUCACCUCCCCCCUAUCUUGUGUUCUUAUCUGCAUCUUUGUUCUCUGAUCAUCACUUAAUUUCUCAUGGUCCCAACACCUGCUGCUUUCUUCCUUGCCGACUGUAUCUUAUUCCCAGUCUUUAUUUUUCCAUUUUCUUCCCUUAUCGCCACUCCCUUCCCAAUUUCUUCCCAAUAACAUUAACCUAUUUUUUCUUGCCUUCAUGUUUCUGUCUGCUCUCAUCACUUACUCUCCUUUUCUUUUUGCUCCUCACUAUUCAUUGCCACCCAACCCCUCCUUUUCCAUAUUGUGUCCCCUGACAGUCAUGCUUCACGUUCAUAACUUCUCCACUUUUAUAACCUCUCCACUCUCUUCCUUAAGGCUAUCUUUUUCUUCUUACCUCUUCCUUCAUCUCUUCUUCCUCUCCACACCGCACUGACCAGGGAUGGCUGAGGCUCAUUCCGGAGAGGAAUGAUUUACAUGCAUGUACAUAUGUACGAGGUGCGGUCAAAAAGUUUUUGAGGACAAUAAACUUUAAAAAAUAGUGGUUUAAAAAGUGGUCGUACCGACUUAAAAGUAAGGCUUAUUUUAAAGCCCCAUCUUUAUAUGAUAAUUAUAGAAUAUAGGAAUAUAUUGGUGUGAUUUGUUAUUUGAGAGUGCGAGUCUUUGCAUGCCUUGAAAUGUUCCAGUCUAAACUUUUUGACCGCCCCUUAAAGUGUUUCCGGAAGACAUGUGGAAAUACAAAUGUAAUGUUUAAUUUUGAAAUAUAUAUCGAGGCUUAAUGCUAAGCUGUGUUACUUUUUGAUCUUAAGCCAUCCAUAGUCUUACGUAUGGUGCAAUUGUAAAUAUUGAUAGUUGUGUAAAUCGUUUAGGUAAAAGCAUUUAACUAAGAUUUCUGCUGAUCAGUUUGAGCAGCUUUAUAGACGGGGGUAAAUCUACUAGGAACUGAAUAUUCAAAUUACACUUAUUUUCCUUCCCAUAAAAUAUACAUUUAAGUACCCACAACACAUUUGAUUGAAAGUCAAAAGUCAUAGCUGUAUUCAACCAAACAACUUUAUUUCAGCAGUAAAACAGGACCUCGAUCCUUUAAAGCUUUGGUUGGUGCUGACAUAAAACAGCGGAAUUUAGCUUGUAAAACACAUAUAAAAGGUCUCUGCUUAUUUGCCGUUUAUAGUAAAGAAUUGUAAAAAUACACUUUUAAUGCCCUGUAUUCAAAACAGAGGGCUUGCCCAUCAUUGUGUAGUUCUCCAUGCCGCGAUGCAGCCUAAAUGUGUUUUCAGUUUUAGCAUGCAUUCUUUUGGAAUAAGAUCUAAGGCAUGAAUGAAAAGUGACUUUGGAGACACGUUAAGGUUCAUAUGAUCGAGGUUCUUCUGUAAGCGUUUAAACAUGAAUGAACAAGGCAAUAAUUGUGACACAAAUCAACUUUAUUCAAUUAAGUUUAUUUUUGUCAUCCCAACUUUUUUUACCGAAUUGGCAUUGCAUAAGUUGAAUAAUUUAGGAAUUCAUGCAGAGCAAUGCAAUCCUGUCAUGUUAGCGGUCUCCAGAAGUUAAAAUAACGUAACUACUUUUGAAAUCUAUUCAAGUAACUCCUUAUCCACACUCGAGAAUGGCACAUGACAUUAAAAUGUACAUUUGUAAUUCCCAGGGAUAGAAUAUUAAGUGCAAAACUAAAUUUAACAUGGUUUAUUGUGUUGUCAGUCGUGACCAACUUUAGACCCUUGACUUUUCACACUUGAGAACCUGGUUAAGUCACAGGCCUGGAUCGAACUCAGGAUCUACGCUGUGCCAACUCAGCGAUUGGACAACUGAACCACUUGGCCACCUCUGGUUUAUUUUAUUAAGAUAAAUUAAAAUUUGAAUAACCUUACAUUUAAAUAACAAAUAUUAAUAUUACCUAAAGCUACAUUAAUAUGUUGAAUGAAAAAUAAAUAAAUAAGUUGUUUCAAUAUUUGUUUUCUAUUGGUUUUUCUAUUACCCUUGGUUUAUUAACCAAACAUAAUUUAUACAUUAAUUGUUUGAAAACAACAUUGUUAUAUCCUUGGCAGUUUCAGCCGAGGAUUUGUAUAUACAUUAAUUCUUGCAUCUGAUUUGUCUGAAUCGAGUGACAAAUUUGGCUUGGGUGAUGAUGCCACCCAUCAUCCUGGUUUAUAUUUAUCAAGGCACUUGCACCGAGUUGUGGCUGUUGCACCCCAGGGGAAAAUGUUUAUCGUGUCGAGUCUUCAACUUACCUCGGCAAUUGCCAAUUACAGGUUGGGGGAGACCAGUAAUGGUGGGGAGCAGACAGUAUGAGAUUCGUGCCAGGCCAAGGCAAAAGUGUUGGCAGGCCUGGAGAAUUCGAUCCUCUGUACACCAGUGUGCAAAAACACAACAGAUUCUGUGUUCUACUUAAUCGAACGGUGAAGAAACCCGUUUUUAUGCAGAUGACAAAAUAAAUGCCUAAGUUGGUGACUAAUUGGCAUUUUCACACCAAAUAUCAUUUGAAAUUGCCUUCCAAUGUUUGAAUCGUUGCCUUUCUCGCGCACAUUUCCCGACCGAAUUAAAACAUGGUUCAGUACAGUUUACCUUUUAAAUUUUAUUGCAAAGUUUGUUGGCACGGAGUUAAAAACCGAAUGAGGUAAUUCCCCUGGGCUUGCAACACUGCUGCCCGAUAGGGGUUCACAGUCAUCACUUCAGGGAGCAAAAGACAUUGAACCAGAGAGCUUCAUUACUUACACUGCACGUGCUUGCAAAACCCACCGACUGGCAAGUUUCUAUAAUAUUCUCAAAUUAGAUAAUUUUUUUACAAAACCUCUGUUUUUAUUUUAACCCUUGUAUUUUUUUACGUUACAAACUUGAUUAAUGAAGCAUAUAUUUUGCGUUUCAAUUUUAUGUAUCAUUUUUCGAACUUAUUGGAAAGUGUGCUUCUUUACAUAGUGUGUACACUGUACAUACAGUUUUACAUAAAUUGUGCAUCACAAAUGCCAGCCGGUAAAACCUUGGCGGUUCAGACCAUGUUCUAACCUAUCAACGUAUUUUUUACACACUUUAUUAUUCAGCAAUAUCUUGUUGCUCAACUAGGCCUUCUCAGUCCUAAGGCCCAUUGAUUGAAUUACGACAUCAUGAAGUAUUGGCAAACUUGCCUUAUGCAUAUAGAAGUUCACCUGUUUUUAAAGCACUUUCGUGUGGCCGUGUAUACAAGCUGAUGAAACAUCCACUCUCCCGCUGUUUCGUUUGCUGCUGUGUGGCUUGGAAUGUGUCAAAAGCAGUUGAAUGAUUCUGGCCAACUCCAUUGAUGGCAAAUGUCCCAAUCUCCAUGUGAAAAUUGCACGUAAAAAAUUCUGCCGUGCUAUAUAAACAUAAAACAUUCUCUCAAAGCGGUUCAGAAUGAAGGUUAACUCCAUCCAUUUCGAGCAUAUCAAACUUUUUUUUUAAUACUUGAAAUGAUUAUCUUGUAUAUUGUGGCCAUUCUAAUUUUAUUGCAAUGCUGGACUGUUACCCUCUGCAGCUGGAGACUGGAUUCUGUUGUCUGUGCCCCAUCCACCAACCAUCACUUGUUAACCCUGUGUAUCGACACAGAAUGGUAUUCUCCGAAUGAAUAGUGUCAGGUUUAAUUUGAAGCGUAACAUUCUGUGUGCAGUUUGGGCUGACCUCAAAUCCCUAUUAUACUGCCUUGUUUGCUUGUACAGUAUUGCAUUGUACACAUCGUUAGCGAAACCAAAAUGUACACUUAUUUGCGCGGUUUGCACUCUUAUUUACUAUCACUGACUUGAUUUUUUUGUUUUUUGUCUGAAAUUUCCACGUUUUUGUAAAUUCCUUUGUAUAUUUUUAUCACUACAAAAAAUAUAUUAAAGCGUUUUUUCAGAGUAUAUUACAUAA
Lethenteron reissneri (Far Eastern brook lamprey) is the source of this 5790-nucleotide messenger RNA. Its product is annotated as Krueppel-like factor 10. Gene Ontology annotation, biological process: regulation of transcription by RNA polymerase II. Lineage: Eukaryota; Metazoa; Chordata; Hyperoartia; Petromyzontiformes; Petromyzontidae. The record is from RefSeq and is a predicted model, not a curated record. Gene Ontology annotation, molecular function: DNA-binding transcription factor activity, RNA polymerase II-specific; RNA polymerase II cis-regulatory region sequence-specific DNA binding.